AUGUCUGCUGAAAGCCAAGGGCACAAAGGAAAUUCUGGGGUUGAAGUGUCCUCGAUUCCAGCAGAUGGGUCAACAAACGAGAACUCGACACUGGUCACAGUCCCUCUAUCUUUCAAACUUGCCUCUAUUCUGCUCGUCUCAGCAAUUGGAUUCGGCUCCUCAUGGAGCGGCGGCAUAACAGGGGCGAUGAAGACAACACUCAAGAAGGGCCUCAAUAUCAAUAACACACAAUUCGCCCUCCUCGAAGCCAGCGAGGACUUCAUGGUCACAGCACUCGUGCUUCUCAGCGGCGUGGUAACAGACCGAAUCGGCGGCGCAAGCGCAAUACUCUACGGAAACGUCAUCUAUACAGUUGGUUCCAUUCUCGUCGCGGCCGCAACAACAGUCCGCUCGUACAAAUUCAUGAUCUUCGGCCGAGUUGUGCUCGCACUUGGAGAUAUCGCCACUCAAAUCGCACAGUAUAAGAUCUUUUCUAGUUGGUUUCCUCCCAGUCAUGGGUUUGCUGCUACUCUUGGGCUUGAGUUGGGAAUUGGGAAGAUCGGCGGUUUCGUCGGCAAAUCAACAGCAAACAUCAUCGCCAAGAAAACCGGAGACUUCUCCUGGGUCUUCUGGACAGCGGUCUUCAUGAACCUCUUCACGAAUUUCAUGACAGUAAUCUUCUACUUCUUCACUCGCUACUGCAAGCGCACCUUCAAGAGCACUCCCGAUCCCGCCACUGGCGAAGAGCUAACUGAAAAGAACAAGAAGUUUGAAUUGGGGAAAGUGUUGGAGUUGCCGUGGGUGUUUUGGGGUGUGAUGGGGUUCAGUCUGUUUGAGACGAGUACCGCGAUUGUGUUUCAGCAGAAUGCAACCGAGUUGGCGCAGUUGCGGUUUGGCACGGAUGCGGUGACGGCCGGGUGGUAUACUAGUGUGUUGCAAUAUGCUGGGUUCUUUGUCGUACCUUGUGUUGGGAUUUUCAUUGAUCUGCUUGGCAAUCGCAUUACUCUCAUGGUGCUUUGCGGAGCUGGAGUCUUCCUUUCCAUGUGCCUCGUGAACUGGGCGACAACCACGAGAGGAACAGCAGCUGCUUUUGGAAUAUACGCUGUGGCAUAUUCCUUCGGCCCUACAACAAUCAUAGACAGCAUCCGCACCUCAUUAUGGCACUCAUCAGUCUUCGGCUCUGCAUACGCAUGCAAGAUAACCAUGAACAAUGCGCUUAAAGUCACGCCUGUCUACGUUGUGCUCUCCGUCCUCUCUUUUAUCGUAUCCCUCGCGAUGCUCACGCUCUUCCUACUCUCUAAGACAUCGACGGGUAAGAUAAGCUCGAUCUAUGUCGAUAUUGGCCGCUUGCAAUGGACAAGAAAACAGAGAUUGAUUAAAGGAGACUUGAUGAAUGAGAGGAAGCUUAUCGUUGGCGGUGGAGAGGAAGGUUACGGCGAGAAGGGAAGGGAGAUGAAGAGGCUGAGUAAGAUUUGCUUUGGGGCGUUGAUGUGCUUAGUCCUUGGAAGUUGGGUAGCAUAUUUCUGGGGGGUCGCGACUGGCAAUAAUGAGUGA
This is a messenger RNA of Hyaloscypha bicolor E, 1533 nucleotides long. RefSeq names its product major facilitator superfamily transporter. The coding region runs from base 1 to 1533 and encodes 510 amino acids. Gene Ontology annotation, molecular function: transmembrane transporter activity. The transcript is spliced from 8 exons. Gene Ontology annotation, biological process: transmembrane transport. Lineage: Eukaryota; Fungi; Ascomycota; Leotiomycetes; Helotiales; Hyaloscyphaceae. The record is from RefSeq and is a predicted model, not a curated record.